AUGUCCAAUAUCUAUACCAAUUCACGUGUAUAUUGCUCCUCACUGAAACCAUUCAAUAAAAAUCAAGUGGAUAAGAACUACUUAUUUUCAUCAAUUGAUUUAUUCUUUUGUCCAAAAUGUUUAUCACCAAAAGCUUUAUAUCAAACUUAUUUUGAAAUUGUUUACAAAUUCUGUUCAAAUUGUUUAACUGAUUUCACUAGAAGCAAAGAUCAACAUACUUGUUCAAAAAAUUGCUUCAUUUGCCCGGAAUGCUCAUCGAAUUUGGAAAUAUCUUUUGAAAAUCAUAAUAAUAAUAGUAAAUCUUUCAAUUUCAAAUGUGUUUAUUGCAAAUAUUAUUUCAAGACACCCAUCAUAAAUAAACCUAAACCGCUAAUCAGUAUUAUCAAUGAAUGUAAAACUGAUCCUUUCAACGUACUAUGCCACAAAAUUAGCGAUGAAUUGAGGGAUACGAAUAUGUCUGAAAAAUUGAGUGAAAGGGCUAUCAAAAAUCUACAAUUUAUCAGUAAAGAAUCAAUAGAAGACAAGAAAGAACAAAUUACAACAGCGAAAUACCCAAUGCCAAAGAAACUAACUACUAAAAAGUCAAUUUUCUGCAUGAGUUGUAGAACUGUUUUAUUUGCUCCUAUUGUUGAAAACGUACCACCCCUAACCAAUAAAGUUUUGAUUAAGUAUAAUGCAGUAGAUUAUCUACCGCAUAUUUCAAGCUCCAAAUUGAUUGAUAAUAUUCAUUUAUUAAAUUUCAUAAAUCCCUUAAAGACCAAAGUUUAUCUUGAAAUUUUGAUACCGAAUAACGAAAACUGUAAAACAGAAAUAACAACGACAGAAUUCAUUUUAGGUCCAAAGAGUUCAAAUAUUGUCAAGACUAUACCUACAGCUUAUUUGACUGAGAGUACAUCACAAUCAAAAUCCGAGCUAAUAUUGAGAAAAGGUGGUAAGAUGUAUCAAGAACCUACAGUUGAUAAUUAUCACGAAUUUUUCGAGAAAGGUAUCAAUUGGAUAUCCAUUCCUAUUGUAGUUUCAUCUGACGAAAAAGAAGUGGAAUUGCCCAUACAUGUUAAAUUAACUUGUGACGAGUUACCAGAAAAAGAACUUACCAAAAUUGAAACAAGUUAUUGGAGCAUCAUUGUAAUUAGAUGA
Messenger RNA from Lodderomyces pseudojiufengensis, 1137 nucleotides. RefSeq lists its product as uncharacterized. NCBI's taxonomy places the organism in Eukaryota, Fungi, Ascomycota, Pichiomycetes, Serinales, Debaryomycetaceae. The record is from RefSeq and is a predicted model, not a curated record. The coding region runs from base 1 to 1137 and encodes 378 amino acids. The transcript has a single exon. Gene Ontology annotation, cellular component: dynactin complex.